Messenger RNA from Suhomyces tanzawaensis NRRL Y-17324, 369 nucleotides. Its product is annotated as 60S ribosomal protein eL34. Gene Ontology annotation, molecular function: structural constituent of ribosome. Gene Ontology annotation, cellular component: ribosome. The record is from RefSeq and is a predicted model, not a curated record. Gene Ontology annotation, biological process: translation. NCBI's taxonomy places the organism in Eukaryota, Fungi, Ascomycota, Pichiomycetes, Serinales, Debaryomycetaceae. Bases 1 to 369 code for a protein of 122 amino acids. The transcript has 2 exons.
AUGGCUCAACGUGUUACUUUCAGAAGAAGAAAUCCAUACAACACCAAAUCUAACAAGAUUAAGGUCGUUAAGACCCCAGGUGGUAAAUUAGUUGCUCAACACGUCAAGAAGACUGCUUCCAGAGUCAAGUGUGGUGACUGUGGUAUCGCUUUGGCUGGUAUCUCCACCUUGAGACCAAGAGAAUACGCUAACGUCUCCAAGACCCACAAGACCGUCCAAAGAGCCUACGGUGGUUCCAGAUGUGCUAACUGUGUCAAGGAAAGAAUCGUCAGAGCUUUCUUGAUUGAAGAACAAAAGAUUGUCAAGAGAGUCUUGAAGGAACAACAAGAAAAGGAAAAGAAGGCCGCCAAGAAGACCGGUAAGAAAUAA